ACGCCAUUCUGAGAGCGAGUCAAGCGAGUGGCCCAUAGACGUAUAUGUCUGUGGAAUGGCCAGGUAGUCUAACCUCGUCUAACCGGCGUGAGGUUCGAUAGGAGCACCACACAAAUAUUGACUAUUAUCCUUUAGUUGCUGUUUUUUAUAAUUCUAUCCAGCUCGAAACCAUGGCAUCUUCCACCGAUGUUGCUACAAUCAGAGCUCAGAGAUAUUUAAACGAACCGUUGGUGGAGCGAUGCAGAGAUCUGUCCGUAUUGAUAGACGAAUCGAGCACCACUGAGCUGCAGCUAGUUUUUCCCCUGCUGAUAGACUCCUUAUUCGGAAUAGUAGACAAUAUCGGGUGGGGCUUGCACAAUAUUACCCUCAAGAAAAAUCCACACGAAUAUGAGAUGCUGUGUCACUUUCUUAGUCCUCAAGGACCAAUGUUUUCUUUAUGUUAUAAACUACUUCCAGACUGUUAUCUCAAGUAUAACUUUCCAGUGUCCUAUCUACCGUCGAAAAUACGUUCCAUGUUGGAGGAAGCUAUGAUAUCACCAUUUUAUCUCGAUAAAAUAAGAGAUGAUCAAGGGACACGUGUUCCUUCAGCUUUAUCUAUGAAUCCCUUUGAGUACUACAUAUUUCAUUUUGCGUAUCAUUUAACCAAUCCCUGGUUACGACUUCAACAGCAAGAAAAUGUGUGGAUGAAUUGGGAAACAGUUUACGUUCAGUUAGCGCAUUGUUAUCUGUAUCAUUUUCUUCCGAGAGAUAAUUCCGCGGUUCUACCAGUGAUUGGACCAUAUGUGAAGAAAACGCCGCCAAGAAAAUUGACUCAGUCCCCAGAAUUCCGAAGAGAUUGUCAGAAAUUACAAACUCUGAGACUUCUGCGAGCAUCUAUAUUAACAUCGGGAUCGAUGAGUCCUGGAUCAGGCGCGCCGCAGCAGCAACAGUGUUUACCGCAAGUCUGGCGAAGCGAGACUGUAGUACAAGUCUUUCUCGAUUUUUGGUUGGAGUAUACAGAGGACGCGCAAUUAAGUACAUCCUAUCUGUCUUCGAUACCGCGACGACACAGUAUACAUUCCGGAGAACACAUACGCCUUGUGAGAGCGUUCAUAAAGACUCUGCACGAGUUUACGAAUAGCGCUACGGGCGACAAGAGCGCAAUGGACGAAUUGAAGAGAAUAAUUCUUCCUUCGGUUCAAGGAAAAAUAUAUACGUUUUUGAGGAAGGCAAUAUAUCAUUGGCCUCUAGACAGCUCGUUUAGAUUGAUACUGGAAGCUUGGCUGAGCUUUAUUCAACCAUGGAGAUAUGUACCGGGAGUAUCAUAUACUAAGGAAGGGUAUGCUAAAGCAGAGGAAGAAGAAAGAGGCAAGAUUCAUGAUCCUGGUAGAUGGAUUUCUUUCGUUGCUAAUAAUCUGUUGGCGUAUACGGUUGUGUUCCAGCAGUUGCUUCCGCGAUUUAUGAGAACUGACCUAGUAGCACCUAAGAAUGCAUUAAUGUUAUUCAGAGUUACAAAAGUAUUUUCACAACCAUACUUGGCAAAAAUGAUAUGUGAAGUGGAGAGUUGUAUGGAUGACGCAGGCUUAAGUAAAGGUCGAAUAACUACAAAUCAGUGGACAUCGAUCGUUAGGCAACAGAUUGUUGAACUGGAAGGUCCGACCUAUCAAUACGUCCCUAUGUUUUCGACAGCUAUCAACCUGCAGGUCGUAUGGUUUCUGAGCAAUAUUAAACAAGCUCAUUUAACGGCGACUAGCCUAGUUGAGGCUCUGGAAAACAGAAGAAGGGGAAAGUGCUUUCUACUUUCUCUCUGGGAAUUCUUUAGCUGCGAGGAAUACUCCUCGGAUGAUAUCAGCAUAGAGGAACGACGACGCGUUCCGGUGCUUUUGGCUACCGCUCAACAGCAGUUGAUAGAUAUAUUUCAAAUACAGCUCGAAGACAUUCCGCAAGUUGCUAUAGUGGCGGAUCAAGAAUAUCACGAUAGCAUUCUGUCGACUUCUUUCUGUCAUCAGUCGCAAAUGGAGUCCAGCUUCGACUCGAGCAGACCGGGUACUUUCGUGCCGUUGCAAGAGGGUAGACAGACGUGUCGAUAUAUCGAAUACAUGGGCGAUCCAGAGCUACAGCCGGUACGAACGAACGAGUGCGCUUUUCUCGUUCGACACCUUUACAAGCUAUGCUGUUACAUCAAUCUCAAGUAUCGACACGAGAUAAUCGCACUGUACAGCAGACGAAGCUUCCUUGGUAGUAUUUGUCGGCAACUGAUUGCCCCACCUACCACUAUUGUAAAAUUACCCAAACGAACGUCAAACGGAUUUACCAGUGGCUCCGAGGAACGAUUGCCGCCUCGAUUAAGUUUACGAUCUUUAGCCAAUUACACCUUCCUCAUGAGUAUAUCAUUUGGUAUAUUGAUCGCAUGGCUCACCAAUUAUGGUCCUUUCAUGUUCCUGGGAUUUAUAUUUUUUAUGUGGAUUAUGUACAUAGUUAUACGUGCAACGUUGCAACACUAUUUUCCAUCUGGCGCAAGUAUUUUCAGACCAAGCGCGAGUACAUCUUCCAUUAGUCGAUGAUACUUUCGUAUUUUAAGAUAAUGAAUUGCAUUACUGUAAGCAAUUUUGGAUGAAACGUUUUUUGUGAACAAUGAAUAACAAUUUUGGAUACAUAUAUAUUUGUAAGUAUAUUAAACGAUAGAAAAUAUACUAUCGAUAACAUUUCUGUUUGCAAACCAUUACUUUAAGUAAUUGCGUUAAGUAAUUGCAUGAAAUUUGUAUUUACAUUGUAAUUAUUUAUAAUCGAAGACCUUCGCCUUUGAAAAUGACUCUACAAAUUAAUUCGUUGAACUAUUUUCUAAAUUGUUUGUGUGAAAAGUGAAUAUAUCACUCACUUGUG
Molecule: messenger RNA, 2862 nt
Organism: Temnothorax curvispinosus
Lineage: Eukaryota; Metazoa; Arthropoda; Insecta; Hymenoptera; Formicidae
Product: sphingomyelin phosphodiesterase 4
Exons: 14
Coding region: 171-2543 (790 amino acids)
Biological process (GO): glycerophospholipid catabolic process; ceramide biosynthetic process; sphingomyelin catabolic process
Molecular function (GO): sphingomyelin phosphodiesterase D activity
Source: RefSeq, a predicted model, not a curated record